GUGAUCGUGAUCGGUGGCUUGGAUAUCGCGCGAGCGAUCGCAAGCGUUCAGGCGGUGAUCGAGCGCGAGAUGGCGUCGAGGGACGAGCUGACUCGACGAACGAGCGCCACGUUGGACAUUGGUCCUCGAGCGCGCGAGAGGGACGCGCAAGAACACCCGCUGGUGAGUCAUCCGGGGGCGAUGCUGCAGAGUCUUUCGGUUCGUUCGAGUGAUGACACGCGCGUGAGAGGGAAUGAGGCGCGAGGAGGGCAGAAGAGUGCGCUCGCGGCGAAGACGGACGCGUCUUCGGAGCGAAGGCACGUGUCGCCGGACAGCGCGCUCGAGACGACGGGGACGUUUGGGUCGUUUGAGAGUGAGGAUGGAAGCUUGGAAGAUGACGAUAACCGAAUGGAUGCGGCGAAUAAUAAACGCGUGGAAAGCAUGACGGAUUUCAUGAAUAGCGCGCGAGAGUCUCAGACGAGCGCGCAAACGAUGGCGAGCGCGGAUUUGACGAGGAGCGGGUCAAGGCAACAAAUCGAUCGGUUGCUCGACGAAGCGAUGUCGAUGUUUCAUCGCGACGGACCUUUGGUCAAUCCACUUGAACGCUGUGCGAGUACGAGCUCGAUGGAGAUGCGUAUGCGAUUCGUGUGCGAAGCCAAGGGCUUCGACUAUGGGUUGUUUUGGGAGUUUGACGAAGACAAGAAGUCGCUCACGUGCGUGUCUCGAGUGUGCAUACCAGACGCGAGCGGGAUAAGUUUAUUCGUGGACACGUCAUUCACGAUGUUUAAGCGCUUCAGUAUGGGUUUUGGGAUGCCAGGAAGGAUUGGCUACACCGGAAACUACGAGUGGCACGAAGACAUUCGCCAGUUGCCGGCGUGGAGCUUCCAACGCAAGCGUCAAGCCGAGCAAGCCAACAUUCGAACCGUCAUCGGUGUCCCAUUGGACGAUGGCAUCGUCGAGUUUGGUACACGAUCCGUCGCUGAUCAUAAUGUCACCAGCGUGCAGUACAUCCAAAAGCUUUGCCAAGUGUCCAAGAAGUGA
Messenger RNA from Ostreococcus lucimarinus CCE9901, 1020 nucleotides. RefSeq lists its product with no specific name. Lineage: Eukaryota; Viridiplantae; Chlorophyta; Mamiellophyceae; Mamiellales; Bathycoccaceae. The record is from RefSeq and is a predicted model, not a curated record. The annotation marks the transcript as partial. The transcript has a single exon.